UGUUCAAUUAAUAUAGGAAAGAAUAAACAAAAAAAAAUUGGAUUUAUAUAAUAUUUAUAUUUUAAUCGGGCGAUUAAAUUUCUAUCCCCUUGAUUUUGCUAGAAUGAAAAUAAUUUUAUUUAUUUAAUAAUGAAGGGCGAUAAGGAUAAAGAAGCUGGUUCAUACAUUUUGAGAAGUUAUGGAGAAUUCUUUAAAAAACAGUAUCAAGAUUAUGUAUCGCUAUUGGGAGAUGAAAUUAAGGAAGAAAAUAAAACAUUUUCGCCCAUAAAAGUUGUUCUGGAGUCGCAAGAAUAUGUACCAGUUACAGAUUUAGUUGCAUCUGAUAAUACUGUAAUAACAAAAGUUUUAAGUGUGCUUACAUCCCUGUGUAUAGAAGUUAAUGAUUUAAAAAGGGAAGCUUUUCAAAGUCAUUUCAAAUUUCUGUCUGUUUAUGAUGAAUAUACUGGAAGUGAUAUUGCUACCCAGGUGGAAUCAAUAUGUUUAUUAAGCACAUUUUUGAGCCGCUGCAAUGACACACUGAACAAUUUGUGCAGUCAAUUUUUUGCAAUUUUUAAUGAAGAAAUUAUUAAUUUAAAUGGCAUUCAAUGGCACUUUGUAAUUAAUAAAAUUGGAGAAAUAUUUACACUGAUAGUGAUUUUAGAAAUGCUAAUUUCAAGAUGCAGUUUGACAUCAAAUUGGAACAACUUUUAUAAAAAUCUUAAAGUGUAUGACACUAAACCUGAUGAUCUAGGAUUAGGUGAAGAGAAAUUUACUGCAUUAUCUGGAGCUGUGAAUAUUAUAACGGUAAAAUUAAUGAAUGAUGAUAUAGUUCAAAGUACUUUACAAAAUCUUCUUGCCUUAAGGAAAACCUACUUAUCAGUAAAGUACUGCCCAGUUGUUUCAUCAGAGAUUACCCAAUAUGUAAAACUUGCUAUAAUGAAUUUGGAUAAACUAGCCCAGGAUAAACCUAGUGGAGACAAUUUGUACAAGUGCAUCAAAAUAAACGCAUUAUUUGUUUUGAACACACAUCUUUUUGGAAAUAAUGACAAGAAGAACUUUAGAAGUUUAAUGGAAUUAAACACAAAGGCACACAGUAUUUUUGUUAUUGGGACAGCUAUAUGGUUUCCUGAACAAUUCCUCCAGAGAUUUGUUCCAGCACUAUGUGGCAACUAUAACAAAUUAUCACAAGCUAUGCUUAAAGCAAGGCAAGCUUAUAUGAGUUCUAAAAAAAUGACUUUAACUAAAGAUAUUAUAAGCCUUCAACAUAUAUGCUCUCAAUGGGCAUUGACUGUGGAAGAAGUUUUUUCCUCUAACAAUAAGUUGAGUGCUGCAGAAAUGACUCUCCAUGCGAAGACAAUUUUGGAUGGCUUAGAUGUGGCUUCGAAUAUAAAUUAUUCAGUUUUGUCUUUAAUCAAUUUGCACCUGUCUCUUGGUAUGCCACUAACAAAACAGAUGUUGAUGUCAAUGUUUGAAAUUAUGGAUAUAUUGAAAAGUUUGUGGAAUGCUGUCAGUAGAAAUUAUGAUCAGAUUAUAAGCUCUAUGAAUAUGAUCAUACAACAUUUAACAUUUCAAGCAGUAUCCUCAAUUCUUGAAAUAAAAAAGACAUUAAUGAGUGAUAAGAAGUAUGCCAAUAAGAGAUUGGAUGAGCUUACUUGCAUUGUUAUUGCAGAGCAAACUAUAAAAGGAGUGUCAACAUUGGAACGUAAUAUAGCUACUAAUAUAGCGCUCAGUUUUGUGCCUGAAACAACAUAUAUUGAAGAUACGUAUGUAAAAUUAGGCUUGUUGCUUGAGAAAAUACGAACCUUAUCGGAUUUUCCUGAAAGCAUUAAAAAACACUGCAACUGUUCCUGGCUGCUAUGGCAUCAAAAUAUAAUUCCGAUUUAUUUUGAACAAAAUUUUAGCAUGCAAUUACAUGCAGUGAAGUUAAAGUACUUUCUAAUGGCGUUAGAUGAUUGUGUUAUUUUAUUAGAAGAAACAGACAAACAUUUUGGAAUGAAUAGAGCUUCUGAGUUUAAAAAUAAACUCAAAGUAAUAUUUGAUGAACAUGUUUUGAAAAAUAUAAGCCAGAAUAUAGAAACUAAUCUCCGUUUGCAUAUUCAUUCGCAUUUACAAUUAGAUAUUGUAGAUCCUUUAACUUAUGAUAUGAUAAAAAAAAUGUUACUGCUAUUAGACAACCUGCGACUUCAUAAUGUAUACAUGUCAGUUAAGCCAAGUGUAGAACAUUAUCUCUCGAAGACUUGUUACAAUUUGACCACUGUUGUAUUGUCAGACUGGAAAACAUACGGCGAAAUGCGGCAAAUGGCUAAGCUGAAGUUCAAAAUUUCAACAAUACAAGACAAUCUGCCGACACAAACCUUAGAACAAGGUUUAGAUGUGUUAGAAAUUAUGCGCAACAUUCACAUCUUUGUUUCCAGGUACCAAUACAAUCUCAACAAUCAAAUCUUUAUUGAGAAAAGUAGCAAUAAUAAACAUCUGAAUUCUAUAAAUAUUAGACACAUCGCCAAUUCAAUAAGGACCCAUGGAACUGGCAUUAUGAACACUACAGUUAAUUUCACUUAUCAGUUUUUAAAAAAUAAGUUUUUUAUAUUCUCCCAGUUUAUGUAUGAUGAACAGAUAAAAUCGCGCCUUGCUAAAGAUCUCAGAAAUUUUAAGGAAACAGCAGGUGAAAAUGGUAAUGUUUAUUUAUAUAAGAAUGCAGAGAAAUUCAACAAAGGAAUCAAAGUUUUGGGAGUUGUAGAAGACGGCCAAAGUUACUUGGACUUAUUUAGAGAUCUUAUUAGCCAAAUAGGCAAUGCAAUGGGAUAUGUGCGCAUGAUCCGAUCUGGCGGGAGGCAUUGUUGUUGUGAUGCAACUGCAUUUUUACCCAACCUUGAAAUAAAGCAUUUCAAAAGACUCUGUGAAGAAAAUGGUGUUCAUGAAAAAACAAUUCAAACUGCUGAUAACUUGGAAGAAAAUAUUAAUGAUCUCAUUACAAAUUUCAUUCAAGGCACAGAGUAUUUUAAAUUACUUGUAGAAGUAUUUGCUCCUGUUUUUAGGAAUCCUAAAAAUGUUCAUUUGAAGAAUUUUUUUAUUAUUGUACCCCCACUGACACUUAAUUUUGUAGAACAUAUGAUAUUGUCAAAAGAUAAAAUGUCCAAGAAAAACAAAGCUGGAGCAGCUUUCACAGAUGAUGGCUUUGCAAUGGGCAUAGCUUAUAUUCUCAAGUUGUUGGACCAGGAUUCCAGUUUCGAGUCCUUACACUGGUUUGAGUCUGUAUGGGCCCAUAUAAAAAAAGAAAGGGAAAGCAUUGAUGAGCAAAAAAGUAAAGGUUCUGUACAGUUGCAACAAGCAUUAGCUCUCACAGAGAAGAAGAUUAAAACUCUUGAAGAGGAGUAUAAACUGCUGUACUACAGUUUAACAAGUGCAAGAAUUUUCUUUAGAUAAGUUUAAUAAAAAUUAAAUCCAACCA
Molecule: messenger RNA, 3427 nt
Organism: Pararge aegeria (speckled wood butterfly)
Lineage: Eukaryota; Metazoa; Arthropoda; Insecta; Lepidoptera; Nymphalidae
Gene: SWIP
Product: WASH complex subunit 4
Exons: 5
Coding region: 130-3402 (1090 amino acids)
Biological process (GO): endosome organization; endosomal transport
Cellular component (GO): endosome; WASH complex
Source: RefSeq, a predicted model, not a curated record